Molecule: messenger RNA, 2758 nt
Organism: Asparagus officinalis (garden asparagus)
Lineage: Eukaryota; Viridiplantae; Streptophyta; Magnoliopsida; Asparagales; Asparagaceae
Product: neutral ceramidase-like
Exons: 10
Coding region: 283-2646 (787 amino acids)
Biological process (GO): long-chain fatty acid biosynthetic process; sphingosine biosynthetic process; ceramide catabolic process
Cellular component (GO): extracellular region
Molecular function (GO): N-acylsphingosine amidohydrolase activity
Source: RefSeq, a predicted model, not a curated record
CUCCUCUUACUCCUGAACAGCAAAGACUUUGCCCGCCCGCAAACUCGUAAGUCACCGUUCUCUAAAAACCACCAGCGAGUGACCACACCGACGCUCCUCUCUCUCUACUCAACUCCUCGCCGUCUACAAAGAACAAACAAAAUUUGAUGCUCACCUCGGAGAACUCAAUCCGAUGAAUUGAAAGAAGAAGAAAAACCUUCUCGUUUUCGAUUCAUGCUCCUACUCAAAGGAUCGUUUGCAAAAUUCUCUUCAGAGCUAGGUAAAGGAUCUUGCUGAUCAGCCAUGGAGUUUCCUUCUACCAUCCGACGUCAGAUAUACCGUCCAGUUACGAGCAGCUUGUUUUGCUCUUUGUUAGUUCUAUUUCUGCAGACAUGCAGGGGAUCAUCAUCAGAUUCCCCUUAUUUAGUUGGACUUGGAAGCUAUGACAUAACUGGACCAGCAGCUGAUGUGAAUAUGAUGGGAUAUGCUAAUACCCAACAAAUUGCAUCUGGACUUCACUUCAGGCUGCAAGCUCGUGCAUUCAUUGUUGCUGAACCUAAGGGAAACCGUGUAGCAUUUGUGAAUCUUGAUGCAUGUAUGGCUUCUCAAAUCGUCACGAUUAAAGUGAUUGAAAGAUUGAAGUCUAGAUAUGGUGAUUUGUAUAAUGAGCAAAAUGUUGCUAUUAGUGGCACUCAUACUCAUGCUGGCCCCGGUGGCUACCUUCAAUAUAUUAUUUACAUCAUAACAUCAUUCGGUUUCGUACGCCAGUCUUUUGACGUCAUUGUUGAUGGAAUUGAGAAAGCCAUAGUAGAAGCUCAUGAAAACUUGCGUCCUGGGUCAAUAUUUGUGAAUAAGGGGGAGCUGCUUGAUGCUGGUGUAAAUCGCAGCCCCAGUGCUUACCUCAAUAAUCCUGCAGAAGAGCGAAAGAAGCACAAGUAUGAUGUUGACAAAGAAAUGACUCUGCUAAAGUUUGUUGAUAGCAAAUGGGGUCCAGUAGGUAGUUUUAAUUGGUUUGCAACUCAUGGAACAUCUAUGAGUCGCACAAAUUCCCUAGUAAGCGGAGACAAUAAAGGGGCUGCUGCACGGUUCAUGGAGGACUGGUUCAAGCAUAAGGCCAAUGAAGAAAUUGACAGCGCACGAGAUCUUUUUGAUGCUAGUAGUGAUGAAAAUGGUCUUCCACGAAGAGUCUCGAAUAUAAUAUCGCAGAUUGAUCAGAACUAUGAUGUGUUAAAGCAGCGUGCAUCGUCCUUCCAGGCUUCUGGUGGUAGGACAGUAGCAAGGUAUUUUAGUGCCACACGUCAUGUGCGGAGUGUGUUUAGACAGGGUACCAGGCCGAAAUUUGUGUCUGCAUUUUGUCAGUCCAAUUGUGGAGAUGUAAGUCCAAAUGUGCUAGGAGCCUUCUGCAUAGACACUGGACUUCCCUGUGACUUCAAUCAUAGCACCUGCAAUGGGAAGAAUGAACUUUGCUAUGGACGUGGACCAGGUUACCCUGAUGAGUUUGAAAGUACCCGCAUCAUUGGAGAUAGGCAAUACAGGAAAGCUGUGGAUCUCUUUAAUACAGCAACCCAGCAGAUAAAAGGAAGAGUGGAAUAUCGUCAUGCCUUCAUAGAUAUGUCACAACUUGAAGUUUCGGUUCCUUCAAAUGGCGCUGGUCAAGAAGUGGUCAGAACAUGUCCUGCUGCAAUGGGAUUUGCUUUUGCAGCAGGAACAACUGAUGGACCUGGAGCCUUUGAUUUCAAACAAGGGGAUGAUAAGGGCAAUCCAUUCUGGAGGCUGGUGAGGAAUUUGCUGAAAACGCCCACUAAAGAGCAAGAAGAUUGUCAUCAUCCAAAGCCGAUCUUACUUGAUACUGGAGAGAUGAAGGAACCGUAUGAUUGGGCACCAUCUAUUCUUCCAAUUCAGAUUAUCCAAAUAGGACAGAUGGUGAUCCUGUGUGUACCUGGAGAAUUCACAACAAUGGCUGGGAGGCGUCUACGUGAUGCUGUACGGACAGUACUUAUUAGUAGUGGCAAUGGAGAAUUUGGUGACGAUCUUCAUAUUGUUAUUGCUGGGCUAUCUAAUUCAUACUCUCAAUAUGUGACCACCUAUGAAGAGUAUCUGAUCCAAAGAUAUGAGGGCGCAUCAACUCUUUAUGGUCCACACACACUCGAUGCCUAUAUUCAGGAGUUCAAAAAGCUUGCUGCAGCUCUUGCUGGCGGUCAAAGAGUUCCACCGGGUCCACAACCCCCGGAUCUCUUGGACAAACAGAUCAGUUUACUCCCUCCCGUUAUCGUAGAUGCAACACCCUUUGGUGUCAAAUUUGGAGAUAUUAGCACUGAUAUCCCUCAGAACUCAACCUUUUCUAGGGGAAGUAUAGUGACUGCCACCUUUUGGUCUGCUUGUCCUAGAAAUGAUCUCUUUACUGAAGGUACAUUCGCCCUGGUCGAAUUCUUAGAGGGAAGAGAUACGUGGGUUCCGGCUUAUGACGAUGAUGAUUUCUGCGUGAGAUUCAAGUGGUCGAGGCCUUCGAAAUUUAGCACUCGUAGUCAUGCAACUAUAGAGUGGAGAAUACCUGAAACUGCUGUGCUUGGUGUGUAUAGAAUAAGGCAUUUUGGUGCUUCAAAGAGUUUGCUUGGGUCAAUUAAGCAUUUUACCGGUGCGUCUAGCGCUUUCGUUGUUGUUGGCUAGAGAGCUGGAUAUGUAAUACCUAUCUCUAGACAUCGUAUGUACUGUUUUUUUUAAAAGCCAUUUGCAGGUUGUUCUUAUAUCCGAGAAGCCAGUAUGAAAGCUCAAAGUUAAA